Molecule: messenger RNA, 888 nt
Organism: Ambispora leptoticha
Lineage: Eukaryota; Fungi; Glomeromycota; Glomeromycetes; Archaeosporales; Ambisporaceae
Source: the annotation of a GenBank genome assembly
AUGGUACAUCCACUGCAAAUAAAAAUUCAUCCGACCGAAGAAGACGAUGAUGAUCAUCCGUUAUCCGCUAAAAUUGAUGACGCACCAAACUCGGCAUUUCGUUUCUCAAGCGACGAAAAAAAUCCAAAAUUACCCGCGGGGCCAGGAUUAACAAGAUCAUUAUCUUCAACACCACGAACAAAGGCAACAAGAGCUCGAACAUCAGAAGAAAGACGAAAAAGACGAACCAAUAAGACGACAUGGCAAAAGAUCAAAAGAAUCUACAGAAAAAACGAAAAACUCAUAUUUAUCUUGUGGCUCUCUCGUCUUAGUAUCGCGUUCUCAUUGUACUUUUUAAUUCUGAUUGAUGUAAUUCAUUUGAAACAGAAAAAAGAAAAAUCAUUCUGGAUCGAGAUGUUGACGCAACUCAUAAACGCGGAGUUCACUUUGAUUACUAUUAUUUUGCACCCGAAACGCUUAAGAAAUUUACCCCGUGCUUGGAAAAUCAUGAGAGCAAGUGGAGGUGGAAAUGUUGACGGCGGGCAUGGUGUUCCUGAGGAAAUCAGACAACAGCAAAUGAAGGUUCAGAAAGAUUACGAUUGGUAUACGUAUCAAGGUGAAAAAAAGUUUAGAUGUCCACCAUCACGGUUGUUCUUGAUUUUGAUCCUUUGGAAUAUUGGAAGUAUUGGACAAUAUUGUCUUGCGAGUAUAUUAUGGUUCAUUCGACCAGGUAAUCGACCCAUAAUCGCAUACAUCCUAAUCAGUAUCUUCACAUUUAUAUGUGAAUUCGGUCCAGUUCCAUAUGUCUUCAUUCAAAGGAAACGCAGUCGAGAACUUAAAGGAAGAACUUUAUCAUCCAGUUCACGGAGUUCGUUAACUGCUCAAUCGGAAAUGAGAGAUAUUGAUUGA